AUGUCCAACUCCGCUUCUGACGAUGUUGCUGCCAAGGCAGAGGGCAUCAUUUCGCACAUGAACAAUGACCACCAGGACUCGCUGGCCUACCUCGCAACACACUAUGGCGACCUCGCCAAGCCGCUCAAGCCCAACCAGGUGCUCAUGACGGCCAUCGACAAGACGCACUUCGAGAUCGUCUACAACACCAAUGCUGGUGCCACACCCGCGAAAGGCAAAGCCGGCUCUCGAACCGUGAGCAUCCCCUUCUACCCGCACCUUGCAGGAUACUCCGAGGUGCGACAGCGUCUGGUCGAGCUCUCGGACAUCUCGGAGAAGGUCAUCACCACCCGCAAACCCGUCAUCGUCUACCGCACGCCCAAACUCGCGCUGCAGGGGCUGGUACUGCUCACUGUGGCUUACCUCGCUCUGCGCUCCGAUUCGCUCGCGACACUCGGGCUGGUUCAGUCGUUUGUGCCCGAGAAGAGGGUGGUGCAGUGGAACAAUCUGCGAAACAACACACUGGGUGGGCCGGCCAAGAUGGACAAGUUUGUCAUGAGCAUCGUGCGCACCCAUCUGCUCGAGGGGGCGCUCAUGGCGCUCGUGUGCUACUGGAAGGGUGCAAGUCGUCUUGUAGCCAUCAGGUGGAUCUUGACUACGGCGGCGCUGGGCAUUCCGUCUUGGAUCGCGUUCUUUUCGCUCAACUCGCACAGCAAGGCGCUCAAGAGGGCCAUCUACAUUGAUGCUGACAAGAAGAACAAGUGA
Molecule: messenger RNA, 744 nt
Organism: Sporisorium graminicola
Lineage: Eukaryota; Fungi; Basidiomycota; Ustilaginomycetes; Ustilaginales; Ustilaginaceae
Exons: 2
Coding region: 1-744 (247 amino acids)
Source: RefSeq, a predicted model, not a curated record